CCGGGGCCGCGGAAGAGAGCAGCAUGCCGGGAGCCGUAGUCUGCUUCGCCUCGGCCCGGCGCCGCUCGCCGCACCGUGCCUCUGUCUGCAUCGCCCGGCCGCCGCUCCUCCUGCCCUCGAUGGAGGGCUCCGAGGAGCUGGAAAGCAGCCUCCUGACCCAGCCCUGGGCUUCUGUUCGUUUUGGCGAGUCCACUUUUCUUGCCAAAGUGUGCUUCAGGGAUAGUGGCUAUAUCCUGCUGAUCUCUGACCUCAGCAGUGUCUGGUACGAGAGUGCAGAUGCCGAGGCUGUGGGACAAAGGUCCAAGGAGCUGAACAAGCGGCUGACGGUCCACGUGUCCUCCUUCCUGAACCACUUGUGCAACUUGAUGUGCCCCUUGCUGGCAGGGCAGCCGGGUGCCACCACUGCCUUCUCCUGCCACCGCUCUCCCAGUGGCCUCAGGCUGCACGUGAAAAGCGAGCUGUCAGGACUGCCCUUCUACUGGGAUUUCCACUGCUGCCCAGCUCCCUUGGAGAUGGUGUUCCGUCACCUUGUGCGGCCCCUGAUUCAGAUGAGCCUGGCGCUGCAGUGCCAGGUGCAGGAGCUGAUUUCCCUGCUGCUCCAGAAGGAUGCUGAGAUCGAAGAUUACAGGGAGAACGGGGCCACUCUCAGCAGAGACCGCCUGCGGACAGAGCCCUUCCAGGAGGAGACGUUUCAGCAGAACUUCAUGGCUGAGACCCUGCCCCGGAUCUGCAGUGCGGGAGAAGGGCAGGCGUUUGCCUCUGCUCUGCAGCAGCUCUACACUGCAGUGACACAGCAGGAGGUCAAGCAGGCUCGGAAACCGCAUUGCUCUGAGGAUGAUGUGGAUACAGCACCCACUGCAGAAACCACAAAGCACCCGCCUUCACCUGCUACAUCCCAGGAGGAUGAAACGACAUCUUCCAGUGAGAGAACCUCGGUUGUUCCUGGUGCAAGCCCUGUUCCAUCCAUAUGGACUCCAUCUCUGGUGCAGGAGCUGCUCUGUUGCAAGCCUCGUCCCUCAGCUCCGUGCUGGCUCUGGGGUUUGUGCUGUUCCCCCAUGCCUGCCAGCAUGUUCAGGAGGAGUGCUUAUCACCCCUGCGAGGGCAUCUGGCUGGUCUAUCCUUUUUGGGUCUGAGGAGACAUCACAGGGCUGAAACAAUCCCAGCCUGGCUGUGCCAGUGGCCGGUGGACUCUGUAGGGGAGGAGUGGGUGGUGCAAACCAGCACCUGCAUCCCUGGGUCAUUCCUGUGAAUUACUGUGCCUCUGCUUCUCCCUGGGGUACUCAGCUCACUGUCAGGGAUGCUGCAGAGAUGUUGCUCAUGAGCCCUGCUGCAAAAUCUCUGUGGAGUGUCCAGCAGCCCUAAAGACCUGCUUCAGGGAGAGAUCCCGUUCCAUUCACCUCUCUCCCAAAGGCAAGGGGAGGUGGGAACGCAGGAGCAAGGACAGGAGGUAAAUAAAAGCAGGAGAGUGAAGACAGUAGGAAAAAUAACUUUGCCAAUGUCCCCCAGGGAACCGCAGGGACCCUGACCCUCAGGACUCCAGCAUGGGGCCACUGGUUCCUUCCUGGCCCAGGUUGUUGCCAGCUCUGGGGAAUGCCACUACACAUUGUCCCAUGCUGUCCUGCUGGGGUCUCCUUCACUGUCCCCACCCCCUCCUCCCUGGAGCCAGCUGGAUUUGAGCUCCCGACACACAUUAAAGGCCACAAGUUCGGCCUCGGCCUCCAUAAAUUUGAUUCCAUAAAUAUUAGUUUUCGCAGGGUUUAAUGAAGCCGUUAUGCUGGGCACGGCCCAGCACCCCGACCCGUGCCCUUAAUAAGGGCUCUGUGGCCUCGAUUAAAGGGACCUUUCAAUCGCUGUCAAGUAUUUUUAGAAAAGGAAAAGAAAAAAAAAAAAAGAGAGAGAGAGAGGGAGAGAGAGAGAGAGAAGAAGACGACCAAAGCAGCGAAUAGGGAGAGGAAAAUCCCAAACCCGUCCAGUGCAAAAAUAGAGAAAUAGCACCACCUAGACUGCCUGGCUCGGCUCCGCCGCCCGCUCGCCCUGCGCAGCGCCCAGCUCCGGGCAGCCCUGGGAGCCCAGCAAGGGGUGUGCGGGAUGCUGCACUGCUGCUCGGGGCAGGGACAGCGGGAUGCAGUGGUGGGGAGAGCCGAAGGGCAGAGCAAAGAGGUGCUGGUGCUCUAUUGGAAUGCAGGCAGGAGCAGUGCGUCCUGGCGUCCAGGCCAGAAGGGCCUGAGGGUGGCCGAGUGUUGAGGGAAAUGCCAUGUGAACAGACGUUGCAUCUCUCCCACCAUAGCAGCAAGGGUCCCUUCCCAUCAGUUGCCCAAGCAGGAGUCUCCCUCCCCAGGCAAAUUUUCCCAUUAACCCUGGUUAUCCCAACCCUGUCUCAGCCUCUAGCUGCCUCCCUGUACACCCAGCUUGGCUACCCUCUUGUGCCUGGUGUCCCUGUCCCACUCGGCCCUGUAUGCCCGAAAGGUUUUGCCUGGCAGGAGAAGUGGCUGACGUUGGGAACGCUGCAUGGAGAGGUGAUGGACUCUGCACCCAGCAAAGGGCACUGCCACUGCUUGCUGUGGCCAGAACCAAUGCACAAUGCCACGGCCCCUGCAUGGGAAGGGGUUGCUGUCACCAGCAAACCCAACUCCUGUCUUCCAGCCUGGGCCUCCAUGGGACAUGAAUGCUGUUACCAGCAAGGGCAGGGCUAGGCUGCUUACUGUGAGCCUGGAGCUGCUGGGAGGGGGACAGCGGCUUCUGACAUGCACACUGCAUGCUGGCAGGCUGCAGAGCUUAUUUGGAGGUCUGGGUUUGUGACAUUGGCAUUCAUAGGGAACUUCUCCCUGGGGAAGUGCUGCAGCCUCCAGAUGCCGUGCUAUCCCAGAUCAUCCUGCUUCACAGUCUUGUGAUGUGCAAAGCAGGAAGCUAGGCUCAUUUUGUUGGGAGCACAAACCACCCUGGAGGAUCCUGUGAAUCUAGUCCAGGGUCCAUAGGGUCUAAUUUUCCUGUGCUAGUGAUGCACAGUGAGUUGUGUCCUUUCUGCAUGCCUGAGAAGCCAAGGGCAGGGGUGGAAAAUGGUGCUGUAGUAUGUCCCCUCUGCUUUCUCUGCUGAUGUCCUUAGGACGCUCCACUGGAAGGAUCAGCCAAAGAAGUGUAGAAGUGGGGUGGCCUGGGGCUGCUGGCCAGACACCGUCACUCCAUCAUGUGCAGAAACAGUGGGACAGCUGUAUCUCACCAUCCUGUCCAGUGGCUGGUCUUCACAGAGGCCCUGGGCACUGCUUUUGGGUAUGCAGGAUGAAAACCAGUAUGAAAAUCAGUAUAAAAACCUGAUGGACUAUGGCUACUGAGUAUGAAAACCUGAUGGAGACACCUCUGAGUAUGAAAACCUGAUGGAGACACCACUUUGCUUGCAUCUCCUGCAAAGGAAAUGGUCUAAUGCUGGGGGCAUUAGAUAGCAGCAUCGCAAGUCUGUGGGUGAUGCUGGCUCCCCAGGCUGCAUCCCUUGAGCCCACGUUGCUUGGUCCUGCUGAGAGCAGCAAAGCCCUGCAGUCAGAGCUGGAUGUCUGGCUGGGCUAUUGCAGCCUGGCCACCGUGUAUCCCUGUGAGUGACCUGUGCCCCGUGCUCGCAGAAGGGCUGGUGAGGGAACAUCUCUGGGAGAGUUUGUGUGUGUGUGGGCAUCCCAAGGCACUGUCUCACCUGGGAAGAUCCUAGGGAACCAGAGGGUGUUCAAGUAGACCCGUGCCGGACCCCUCCCAGGCACACAGCUGGGGGAGAACCGGGGGGGGCCCUUCAAACCCUCGCUCCUGAAAUCAGGGUGUUAUAUUUACUUUCCCCUUUUGGCAGCUAGAAGGGGAAGCCCAUCCCAGCCCCUCAUUGUUGUCUCAGCGAGUUAAUCAGAUGCCAUAAUCCUGUUGUGGAAAUAUCGGGCCUCCCUGGAAACAAUGGGGAGCGAGAAUAUUGUGGUUAAAUUUCAA
Taeniopygia guttata (zebra finch) is the source of this 3957-nucleotide messenger RNA. RefSeq names its product non-homologous end joining factor 1 (gene NHEJ1). NCBI's taxonomy places the organism in Eukaryota, Metazoa, Chordata, Aves, Passeriformes, Estrildidae. The record is from RefSeq and is a predicted model, not a curated record. Gene Ontology annotation, molecular function: DNA end binding. Gene Ontology annotation, cellular component: DNA ligase IV complex; nucleus. Gene Ontology annotation, biological process: double-strand break repair via nonhomologous end joining.